CUCACAUUAUCAUUGCCCGCUCCAGCCGGCAGUAAUAAAAAAAAAAUACAAACCAGGACUGAUUAUCGUCGGCGACGCUGAAUUAAUGGCAACAAAAUCUACUUCACUUUUUCUUCGAGCACUUACUGAGAUAUCCGAGAGUCGCUCCUCCAGUAUUUUGCGGAAAAACUCCAACCAAACCGCCAUCAGACAUUUGAGCUCAUGUGGUGUCUUAGCGACACGAAAUAGCAGCCUAAUGCUGUUUCCUGUGAUGUUACGAUCCGUCCCCAUUCGCAAGUUUAUUAACCUGGCUGCCCCCAUGGUAGCACGAAGAAUGGAGUACUCUGAGAAUAGGACUUUAGGAUACUCUGUAGAGCAGAUAUACAGCAUAGUAGCCAACGUGGACCAGUACCAUCAGUUUGUGCCUUGGUGCAAGAGGUCUAAAGUCAUAAAACAGAGGAAUGGGGAUGUGCAGGCCCAGCUGGAAAUUGGUUUCCCUCCUGUUAUUGAACGUUACGUGUCUGAGGUCUCUGUCAUCCCUAACCACCAAGUCCGGGCCGUGUGUACAGACGGAUCACUCUUUAGCCACCUCGAGACAUUGUGGCGCUUCACACCUGCUUCUGGAAAGAGAGAAGAUUCCUGUAACGUGGAGUUCUAUGUGUCAUUUGAGUUCAAGUCCCUGCUCCACUCUCAUUUAGCUACAGUGUUUUUUGACGAGGUGGUUAAACAAAUGGUGAACGCUUUUGAGAUCCGAGCAGCCAAGCUUUACGGCCGGCCUCAGGGCACCAACAGCAGGACGCAGGCAGCCUGAAAGCACUGCUGUGGAACUUUCUCAGGGAAAAAAGGACUUUCUAGAAGAGAUAUCAAAAUCACAAUCACAGCAUUUUAACUCCAAAGAAGACGGGCACAAAGAUGACUAUUUAUUUUAAUUGCGAUAUUUAAUUUAUUGAAGUGUAAUAUUUUAUAAAUGUUUUAUUUGUGGGUGUGAAGUGAAAUGUGAGUGUGAGUAAAAUUUUAUAAUUUAUUUUUUUAAUUUUUAUAUU
Messenger RNA from Hemibagrus wyckioides, 1022 nucleotides. Its product is annotated as coenzyme Q-binding protein COQ10 homolog, mitochondrial. Gene Ontology annotation, biological process: cellular respiration; ubiquinone biosynthetic process. Gene Ontology annotation, molecular function: ubiquinone binding. Lineage: Eukaryota; Metazoa; Chordata; Actinopteri; Siluriformes; Bagridae. The transcript is spliced from 5 exons. The record is from RefSeq and is a predicted model, not a curated record. The coding region runs from base 86 to 790 and encodes 234 amino acids. Gene Ontology annotation, cellular component: mitochondrion.